Messenger RNA from Thunnus maccoyii (southern bluefin tuna), 1899 nucleotides. RefSeq names its product protein kinase, AMP-activated, beta 1 non-catalytic subunit, a (gene prkab1a). Gene Ontology annotation, molecular function: protein kinase binding. The transcript is spliced from 8 exons. The record is from RefSeq and is a predicted model, not a curated record. Lineage: Eukaryota; Metazoa; Chordata; Actinopteri; Scombriformes; Scombridae. Gene Ontology annotation, biological process: signal transduction. Gene Ontology annotation, cellular component: nucleotide-activated protein kinase complex; nucleus; cytoplasm. The coding region runs from base 257 to 1066 and encodes 269 amino acids.
ACUGGUUAGAGUUAGAAUAAGAAUAUCAGGGUAAGCCAAUCAGAGGCCGAGUCAUGACUUCGCCAUCCUAGGAAACAACAUUGCCUCCAGCUCAUCCAAUCGGGUUUCUCUUUGAUCUACCGCACAAGCGCAUACCAAGGGGGUGGGUUUGUUUUGUUUAGUUCUCCGGUGAAAUGGGUCUGACAAGCUAACACUGACAGCUACGACCGUGAGCGCUCCUCAGUGACCUUGAACCAGUCUACAAGAAGACAAAGCCAUGGGGAACACAAGCAGUGAGAGGGCUGCAAUGGGCCAGGGGGAGAAGGCUCAGCGGAGGGACAGUAGGGGUAUCAAGGAGGGAGAGAGGCCAAAAAUCCUGAUGGACAGCCCUGAGGAUGCAGAUAUUUUUCAUGGUGAAGACAUGAAAGCUCCUUUAGAGAAAGAGGAGUUCCUUGCAUGGCAGCAAGACUUGGAAGCAGAAGACAAAGGGCCAACUUUAGACCGGCCAACAGUCUUUCGCUGGACUGGAGAUGGCAAGGAGGUCUACCUCUCUGGAUCCUUCAACAACUGGGCCAACAAGAUUCCUCUGAUUAGAAGUCAGAACACCUUUGUGGCCAUUGUUGAUCUACCUGAAGGGGAGCAUCAGUACAAGUUUUAUGUGGACGGCCAGUGGACCCACGACCCAGCUGAGCCUGUUGUAACCAGCCAGCUUGGCACAGUCAACAAUAUCAUCCAGGUGAAGAAAACUGACUUUGAGGUGUUUGAUGCUCUGAUGGUGGACUCACAGAAGUGCUCUGACAUGUCAGACCUCUCCAGCUCUCCUCCCGGGCCGUAUCAUCAGGACGCCUAUGUUCCUAAACAGGAGGAGAAGUUUAAGUCUCCACCCAUACUCCCACCUCAUCUGCUACAGGUCAUCCUCAACAAAGACACCGGAAUUUCUUGUGACCCUGCAUUGCUCCCAGAACCCAACCACGUCAUGCUCAACCACCUCUAUGCUCUCUCCAUUAAGGAUGGAGUGAUGGUACUCAGUGCGACACAUCGCUACAAAAAGAAGUAUGUCACCACCUUACUAUAUAAACCCAUCUGAUGAAAGAUUGUCUUCUUAAGUCUAUCCCAGUGUGUUAACUGUACACUGAGUGUACAAAAUAUUAGCUUCACAUGUUCUUUCAAUUCAGUAGAGAGAUCAGGUGAAUCCACUACAGAUUACUCACAGGCUUCACCUGUUAAAUCCACAUCAUGACAUGGAAGAAGCAGCUCUCAAUGAGACGAAGGAAUCACAUUAAGGAUUAAAAUAAAAGAUUUACAAUUUUUUUGUAAAUGCAUAAAUUAAAACUCCAAUUUAAAUGUUUAAAAAGUUCAAAAUGGGAUAUCCACUAAAACAGGUCAGUACAAAAAAUGUUUACUACUAUAUCUUGUACACUCAUUGUAUAUCCAGUUAUUGUACACAUCUGUUUAAGGUGAUACAUGUCCCUCAGUCAUGCCAAUCCUACAUAAUCUGCCUUUAUUUGUUCACCGACUGCCCUCUGUAGUUUUCAACAAAAGUAUCUUUGCUUAGUAGACAUAGAGAGGCAAUAAUAACCAGGUAGGACACCAUGACAUGUCUGUAAUUAAAACAGACUUAAAUGUGAUGACAAGGAUUGGUAUUGCUGUGAAAAUCUAACUGAAAGACCUCAGAUACAUGAGGUCCCUGUCGUCUUUCCAUCAUUGAGACGACAACAGCAUUACAAUCGAGAAGAAUGUGAAUGUCAAGGUCAAAGAAGGAAAAAAUAUGCACUGCAGUAGCUCUCCACUGUUGUUACUUUUGUUUUGCCUGUUUAUUUUGAAAUUGUCGAGUUUUAUUUAGUGACGAUCACACAGCGCACAGUAGAUAUUUUUCUAUCGUUUGUGAAGUAUUCUGUAAUAUAUAUAUUUUUUACUUUG